This is a messenger RNA of Yamadazyma jaroonii, 4137 nucleotides long. The record is from the annotation of a GenBank genome assembly. NCBI's taxonomy places the organism in Eukaryota, Fungi, Ascomycota, Pichiomycetes, Serinales, Debaryomycetaceae.
AUGGACCUGCAAUCAAGACAAAGUCCACCAGAAAUAUCUGGUGAGGAGGCAUAUGCAACCAUAUCAUCAUCAAACAUACCUACAAGAACCAAAACGCUGUUGAUAAGGUCGUUGAGAUCUCAAUUUAAAAGGGGUACCGUAGAUUUCAAUCACGUAAACAAAUAUCUCGAUACAUUAUUGAUUGCCCUUGACAUAGAUGAAAUAAAGGAUGAGAGUUACAACAUGUUCCACCCAUUGUUGAAGAGAAUCGCCACUCAACGAGGUGAUGAAUACUUAAGAAACUAUGGUCCUUUGAUCAUUCCUCAUUUGAUUGAAAGAUUAAGUACGCAUACUCAAGAGACAAAAUCUGCAUUGGAAACCUUCUAUUUAGUGAAUGGCUGUCAUUUUGAGGAAUCAUUCAACAAAUUUGCAUUAUCCCAUAAGAAUCCCAAGAUCGUAAUCGAAGCCAUUGACUUUUUAGAGCACCUUUGUACUAUCAAGAAGCAGUUCACAAUUACCCCAUUCAUCCCAUCAAUAGUAAGUGCUUUGAAUACGAACAAUAAUGAUUCAAAGAAAGAAGUCGUUGAAGGUAUAAUAUCUUUUUUAUCCAUCUAUUAUGGAUUACAGAUUCAUAGAUUCGAUAAGAAUGAGUUAACAAAAGAAAUGUCAAAACAGUCAAUUGAUGGUUAUUUAAAAGAAAAAGUCAUGUCUUCUAUUAACUCGACAAAUAUGGAAAACACUAAAUCCAAUCCUCAAGUGUCUAGAUUCAGUAAUCGUUCCCAAGCUUCCGUCACCUAUCCACCUAUAGUUGAUAUCAUCAAUAAACCCGAAAAGGUAGAAUUAAAAGUUCCUGUGAAUAAUACCAUGAGUGAUCCAGAAAUAUCCAUUCAUAACGAUUCUGAAGAUGAAUUGAAAUCCAUCACAAGCAGUUUAGUCAAAUACGACUUCAACGACUCAUUGUAUCAAGCUAGAAAUAUCAUAAGCGAAGAAGAUUUGCGCCAUAGAAUCAACAGAUUAUUACCUGCAUUUACAAAUAAAGAAACUGAACAAAAUUGGAUGUUAAGAGAGAAGGCGAUGAUAGCUCUCCGUGAAUUUAUUAGAGGUAAUGCUAUUACUGAAUUCCUUGACGACUUUAAGGAAAGUAUCAGGGAAAUGAGUGAAGGUAUUAACAAGUCAAUUUUGUCGUUAAGAACUACAUUGUCAGCCCAUGGAUGUCAAUUCAUCAAAGAAUUAGCUAUACUUUUGAAAAGUUCGUUUGAUUCAUUGGCUGAAUUAUUUUUCCCAGCUUUGUUCAAACUUUGUAAUGCUACCAAAAAUCUUGCAUCAUUGAAUGCUCACACAGCUAUAUCAGCAAUCUUUAUAAACUGUCCUUUCUCCUCAAGGUAUAUGAAUAAAAUUUAUAAUUCAUCUAGUGAUAAGAACACCAAGUUGAGAUCCUACAGUGGUACAUGGUUACAAAUUAUGUUGAUCAAUCAUCAUACAAUGUUUCGCUCACCAUCACAUUCUCAGCAACAACCUGAAUUGUCUCAUAUUGAAGUAACGGUCAGAAUGUUGAUAAGAUUAUUAUCAGAUCCUAAUCCUGGGGUCAGACAGUGUUCAAAAGAUGCUUUCUGGACUUUAGGAAAAUACUUUCCCAAAGAAAAAGAACACCUCAUAUCCAAGCUUGAACCUAAUGUUGUGAAGGCAAUUCAAAGAUUCCAACCGAAACCUUUUGUUCCUACGCAUAGAAAAUCAGCAUCAUACGCAAGUGAUUCAUUUACUCAUAGGAGUGUUACUUCAACUAAUAACCAUGAUCAUCCCAAUUCACACCAGCCCACAAACACCCAUACUGCUCCAACCAAUAGACCAAGGGUGUCUAUAAUGGAAGGCAUUAGGGCCCAAAAUAAGGAUUUAAAAGAAAGACAACGAGAAUCAAGACCAUUUUCGAGAACCCAAUCCCUCAAAGAGAGAGAGAAAUCUCCAGCAAGAAUUUCUAGAGCCAAUUCACAUACCAGGAAGGCGCCUGUAGAGAAGAUGAGAACUAAUUUAGAAAAACCUAAACUUAGUAGAGAGCCGUGGAAACCAACCGUUGCUACGGCACCUAUCCAAAGAACCUCGUCAGCCAUGAGUGACAAGGAAUCUGAACCCAAAUCUCGUGGCAGCUAUUCAAUUAAACUGUCAGAAGAAAUUCCAGACGACUUCGAUUCUCAAUCUGAUCCCAUUUAUCACUGCUUGUCAUCGAAAAAACCAGAUCUCAUUCAAGAGGGGAUCAGUUUGUUGAUAUACGCAAUUCAAGCCAAUGAGGUAUUCAAUGUUGAGAUCAACACUUCAUUAACGGAGAUUUCCUAUUCCAAUGUUGAAUUAUUGGGGCCUUUGUUCAAGGAAAUAAAAUUAAGAAAACUCAAGCAGUUCUUCCAUAUCGAUGAUUUUUUCAGAACUUUCACCUUGCUUGUUAAACCCAUAACGUCAGAAAUUGUGAAAGAUUUCAGUGAUAUUGUUGGAAUUAAUGACAUGUUCAAACCUAUGAAUAAAUUGUUAAAGAAGUGCGUCGACAUCAAUGGCUCAAGCAGUUCGAAUCCUUUGUUGACGAAUCAGUUAAUCAAAUACAAGUCGACUAUCAUUUUACUGAUCAUUGAAUUUAUCAAUUCUAGUAUCAACAAGAUCCCAAUGAAGGAUAAUGAUUACUCAUUGAUGAUCAUUAAUUUGUUCAGUUUGGUAGAAUUGAUCAAAUCAACACCUCUUUAUGAACAAUAUUCUAAUUUAUUGGUUGAAUUAUACAACAUGAACAAUGGGUUAUUUUCCAAAGAGUUGAGUAUAAUGAGCUCAAGUAUCAGACAAGAAAUAGGAAUUAUUGUAGAUUUUGACGGUUUAACAGAUUUCAACAACACAUUGACUCGAGAAUUGAAUGGGAAUCUUGAUUUGACGAAAGUUAUCAUUCCAAACAUUUCUAACAUCAAUACUUCACCCGUCAAAGGUAUGGUGAACGACUUAACCAUGAUCAUUCCUGUGAAUGGUGGAGAAUCUUUCAAAUCUAUAAAAAUGAAUAGUAUCAAAGAAGAUGAUAUGGAGAUAGAUUCUAGCAAUAACUACGGGAAAAUAUUGGAGUCUAGUUCACAAGAAAUUAAACAGUUGAAACCUUCACCAGAGUUAAUCGAGAGUUCUGUAUUCAAUGAUUCACAAUCCACGAAUAAAUCAGAAUUGGUUGAUGAUUUCAGACAAGUUACCAUAACUGACAAACAUAAUUUCAUCAAAGAUCCUUUACAAUUAAUGGUAGAUAAAGUUGAUCCGUUGAAAUCCCUUUCGGAUAAAAACAAACCCAUUGAUAUUUAUGAGGAUGAUACGAAUUACAGAGGCUCCCCCAAGAAAUAUGACACGAAAUACGACCAUACUGAAUUGAACUGGUUCAAUUUUCAAUUGGUCAAUUUGAAAGUUGAUGAUAGUGAAUUUUCUAAGAGAGAUUUCGAUUAUUACUGUAAGAUUCUCAGUGAUAAUACAAUUGGAAGUAAUGACUACUACAAGCUAUUGAAUGUAUUACAAAGUAGUCUGCAAUUUGACAUGGACUUCACUAAUUAUUUCUAUGGUGAGGGGUUGAGUAAGAUUGAGAAUGGAUUAUGGAGCUUCUUCAAUAAGAAUUUAUCUGUCAACUACAAUCUGUCAAACACAUUGAAAGGGUUGAUAAUAUUGAAACAACUCUUAAUCAACAAAGUUCAAUUAGACCAUGACAAGAUUUUCCAAUUGUUGAACCAUUUGUGUGAGUUCAAAAGUCACAAUAUUGUAAGCGAAUUAGACCACGCCCUUAAAGAAAUCUUCGAGGAAAUGAUAAGUACAGGCAAAUUUAAUUCCAAUAGCAUAGAAAAAGAUAGCAAAUUAUUAGAUGUAAUUUUACAUGAAAUCAAGAAACUUGAGGAUAAUGAUGACGAUACCAAAUGGGAAAAGCUAUUCUUCAACCUCGAUUGCUUAGAAAAAAUCAUCAGUGGAGAACUCAUCAAUGAUGAAGUGAUGAAUAAUAUUGAUGACCAAAUUUUCAAAUAUAUUAAUAAUGAUAAACUUGAAAUCAGAAGAUUAGUUAUUCUCAUCUAUGGGAAAAUGACUAAAUAUUGUAAACAAGAUAUAGGAAAAAUCACUUUGAAACUAACACCUUCCCAAAGGAAGUUAGUGGAUUACUAUAGUGAAUUAUAA